Xiphophorus hellerii (green swordtail) is the source of this 718-nucleotide messenger RNA. Its product is annotated as protocadherin gamma-A7-like. The transcript has a single exon. Gene Ontology annotation, molecular function: calcium ion binding. Gene Ontology annotation, cellular component: plasma membrane. Lineage: Eukaryota; Metazoa; Chordata; Actinopteri; Cyprinodontiformes; Poeciliidae. The record is from RefSeq and is a predicted model, not a curated record. Gene Ontology annotation, biological process: homophilic cell-cell adhesion. The coding region runs from base 161 to 703 and encodes 180 amino acids.
UCUUUUGAUUAUGAGCAGAUCAAAGAUUUCUAUUUUCACAUAAAGGCGCAGGAUGGAGGCUCUCCUCCGCUGAGCAGCAAUGUAACUAUAAAAAUCCUGAUCCAGGACCAGAACUGAUAAUCCACCUCAGGUUCUGUAUCCAGUCCAGACUGGUGGCUCCAUGGUGGCUGAAAUGGUUCCUCGUUCAGCAGAUGUGGGCUACCUGGUGACUAAAGUGGUGGCUGUGGAUGUGGACUCUGGACAGAAUGCCUGGCUCUCCUAUAAACUACAGAAAGCCGCAGACAGAGCGUUGUUUGAAGUGGGCUUACAGAAUGGAGAAAUAAGAACUAUCCGUCAGGUGACUGAUAAAGAUGCUGUGAAACAAAGACUGACUGUCAUAGUGGAGGACAACGGGCAGCCCUCUCGUUCAGCUACAGUCAUUGUUAACGUGGCGGUGGCAGACAGCUUCCCUGAAGUGUUGUCGGAGUUCAGUGAAUUUCCACACGAUAAGGAAUACAAUGACAACCUGACUUUUUACUUAGUGUUGGCUCUGGCUGUGGUGUCCUUCCUCUUCAUCACGUGUUUAGUGGUUAUUAUAUCAGUGAAGAUCUACAGAUGGAGACAGUCUCGCAUCCUGUAUCACUCCAGCCUCCCUGUGAUUCCAUAUUAUCCACCUCGUUACUCAGACACUAUUGAGAACAGGAACUCUGCCACAUGUGUAUAAUUACGAGGUGUGCAG